This is a messenger RNA of Nymphaea colorata (pocket water lily), 1670 nucleotides long. Its product is annotated as auxin-responsive protein IAA13-like. The record is from RefSeq and is a predicted model, not a curated record. Gene Ontology annotation, biological process: regulation of DNA-templated transcription. NCBI's taxonomy places the organism in Eukaryota, Viridiplantae, Streptophyta, Magnoliopsida, Nymphaeales, Nymphaeaceae. Gene Ontology annotation, molecular function: protein binding. The transcript has 5 exons. Bases 167 to 1168 code for a protein of 333 amino acids. Gene Ontology annotation, cellular component: nucleus.
CCCCUUCGCUUCUGUUCAUCCCUCUCUGCUCUUCUCUCUCUCUCUCUCUCUCUCUAGCAAAUCCAAGUUUCUUUCCCAAUAUUCUCUUUUUCUUUUAUUUUGCUUUUGGGCUUGCUGGGCAUUCAGAAGGUUGAAGGAAGAAGAAAAAGGGAGGGAAAAGCAGAACAUGCAGCAGGCUAUAAGAGGUAGGGGCGGUGGUGGAUCAUCUACAGGAAGCUCCGCCAAUGGUUCAAUGUCAACAGUGUCCAAGGUAGAGAAUGGUGUUUGUGGUGGUGGCCUCACCGAGCAGGACUACAUUGGCAUCUCUGAGGUCUCUUCCUAUCCUUGUUCUGGUCUGCUGAACCAGAAGAAGAGCCAGGAAGGUGGGAUGGGGUUGGAGGAGACGGAGCUCAAUCUGGGGUUGAGCUUGAACAGCAUGAAUGAGAGGAGGGUUGAUGAAGAUGACAUGUAUCAGAGGAGGAAUGGCAGCAGCAGCGGAGGGAGGAGGAUCGGGAGGAUAUUGACUGCCAAAGAUUUCACUAACUUGGUUUCGUCGAUGGUUCAGACGGGGACUAAGAGGGUGCACAAUGAAUCUGCAGAUGCUGAUUCUGUUCAAGAAGUGACAUCUCAUCCAAGCAGCAAUCAGGUAGUGGGUUGGCCUCCCAUCAGAACUUACAGGAUGAACAGUCUGGUAAACCAAUGCAGAGUUCCAGCUGAGGAAGAUGCUGAGAACAACAUUAAUUGUGACAGCUAUGGUGAGAUGACUAAAAAUAAGAGUAGGCAGGAGAAAGCUGGCCAACGGCAGAACAAGUCCAUGUUCGUUAAAGUUAACAUGGACGGAGUUCCCAUCGGAAGGAAGGUGGAUCUGAAGAAUCAUGCUUCCUAUGAAUCUCUGGCCCAUGCAUUGGAGGAGAUGUUUAAGAGGCCUACCGCCAAUGCUCCAGCCAUGGGGAGGGAGCAUGGGUUGAUGGUUGAUAUCAAGUCUUCAAAGCUCCUGGAUGGUAACUCUGAAUUUGUCCUUACUUAUGAAGACAAGGAAGGGGAUUGGAUGUUGGUUGGAGAUGUUCCAUGGGGUAUGUUCUUGAGCACUGUGAGAAGGCUCAGAAUUAUGAGGACUUCUGAAGUCAAUGGGCUUGGGACAAGAUUCCAGGACAGGGUUAAUGGGCAGAGAAGUAAACCAGUUUACUAGUGGGUUUUCUGUUUCACAUAGGGAUAGCAGUGAAAAAGAACAGGGGAAGAAGUGAAAAGGAACCGCUCGUUCUGUGGAGGAUGGCAGACUGGCAGUAAAAAGAAAAAUGGAGGAACAAGUAGAGGAUCAUGUCAUUUUGUCAUAUUUAGUGUCCAUAACUUACAACCUAUUUGUUUGACAGUUCUCUCUCCUUGGUGGCUCUCAUAGUUUCCUACUCGAAAUUCCAGUUUUUGGGUUUCCACAGACGGAUACUCACAAGCCUGCAAGUUCAGUUCCUCCAUCUCACUUGUUUAGUGGUGUUUCUUCUCUCUUGCCUCCUCCCUCUCUUUUGGUUUGUUAUCAUGUAGUUUCACAUAAUUGGUAUGAAAGAAUAUAAUGCUUUGUAAUAUUAGUGUUUCUUACUCAUCUGGUUAGACCUUUUCAACUCCUGUAAUUUUCUAGAACAAAGUUACGCGAAUUGCUGAAGCCAUAAAAGAAAUGAUGUUAAAUGUUUCGUUGUUAU